Messenger RNA from Carica papaya (papaya), 2736 nucleotides. RefSeq names its product subtilisin-like serine-protease S. The record is from RefSeq and is a predicted model, not a curated record. Gene Ontology annotation, molecular function: serine-type endopeptidase activity. Lineage: Eukaryota; Viridiplantae; Streptophyta; Magnoliopsida; Brassicales; Caricaceae. Gene Ontology annotation, biological process: proteolysis.
UGUCUAAUUCAUUCUUUCUUUAUUGGAAUCAGCACAUCGAGUGCGCUCAGCAAAUUAUUCUUUCCUUUUAUGUUUUAUCGGCGUUUGGGAUGUUUUGUACUUUUUUCUUUUAAUCCUCUUAUAAAACCCUUUUCACUCUCCCCAAUGCAGUAAAUUCCUCAAACAUUCUCUUACUUGGUUUCUCCACUUGCUUUCUUUCUACCCACCUCAUCUUCUUCUUCUCUGCAUUCCCAAUAUUUUCUCUCAUUCGGAUAAUGGGUUCUGGUAAGAGUUGUUUUUGCUUCUUCAGUGUACUGCUAUUGCUCGCUGUUUUUCUCCUCCAACUCCAUAUUUCCUACUCCUCCAAGGUGUAUGUAGUUUAUAUGGGAAGUAAAACCCAUCACGGCCCAGAUGAUAUUUUGCGCCAAAAUCACCACUUGCUUGCUGCUGUUCAUGGUGGAAGCAUGUUGAAGGCAAAGUCUUCUCAUGUUUACAGUUACAGGCAUGGUUUCAGAGGCUUUGCAGCCAAGUUAACCGACGAUCAAGCUUCACAAAUUGCUGACAUGCCGGGAGUGGUCUCUGUAUUUCCUAAUGAGAAAAGAAAGCUGCACACUACUCAUUCUUGGGAUUUCAUGGGCCUUGCGGGAAACGAAAGCGCAGGGAUUCCUGGGUAUUCCACCGAGAAAGAGGCCAAUGUUAUUGUUGGGUUCAUAGAUACAGGGAUAUGGCCUGAAUCCCCAAGUUUCAGUGAUGCUCGCAUGCCCCCAGUGCCAAUCCAGUGGAAGGGUCAGUGCCAAACAGGAGAAGCAUUUAAUGCUUCAUCUUGCAACAGGAAAGUGAUUGGAGCUAGGUAUUAUUUCAGUGGCUAUGAGGCUGAGGAAGAUUCUGUAAAUACGGUGUCAUACAGAUCCCCCAGGGACAGCUCUGGCCAUGGCAGCCACACGGCGUCUACAGCUGCUGGUCGCCAUGUGACAAAUGUGAACUACAAGGGUUUGGCUGCUGGGGGAGCAAGAGGUGGUGCACCAAUGGCCAGGGUUGCUGUAUACAAAACCUGUUGGGACUCCGGUUGCUAUGAUGUUGACUUACUAGCAGCAUUUGAUGAUGCCAUCAGAGAUGGGGUUCAUAUCUUGUCUCUGUCUAUUGGUCCUGAUGCUCCCCAGGGAGAUUAUUUCAAUGAUGCCAUUUCUGUGGGAUCAUUCCAUGCUGCUAGCCAUGGAAUUUUGGUUGUUGCUUCAGUUGGAAAUGCUGGAAGCCAAGGUUCUGCCACAAAUGUUGCCCCUUGGAUGAUUACAGUAGCUGCUGGUUCAACAGAUAGGGAUUUCAUGUCUGACAUUCUUCUAGGAGAUGGUUCUAAGUUUACGGGUGAAAGUCUCAGUCGUUUCAAAAUGAAUGCUUCUGCAAGAAUCAUUUCCGCAUCCGAAGCCUAUGCUGGAUAUUUUACUCCUUAUCAAUCCAGUUACUGCUUAGAGAGUUCCUUGAGUAAGACCAAGACUAGAGGGAAAAUUCUGGUCUGUCGACACGCUGAGAGUUCUAUGCAAUCAAAGGUGGCAAAGAGCUUGAUAGUGAAAGAGGCUGGUGGAAUAGGAAUGAUUCUUAUUGAUGAUGAAGAUAAGGAUGUUGCAAUCCCUUUUCUAAUCCCAUCAGCUAUGGUAGGAAGGAGUACAGGGAACGAAAUCUUGUCCUACAUUAACAACACACGCAAGCCAACUGCUAUGAUUUUCCCUGCCAAGACUGUUUUGGGAUCUCAACCCGCCCCUCGUAUUGCAGCAUUUUCUUCCAAAGGUCCAAAUUCUUUAACCCCAGAAAUUUUAAAGCCUGAUAUCACAGCUCCUGGACUGAACAUCCUAGCAGCUUGGUCUCCAGCAGUGGGAAAAAUGCAUUUCAACAUACUUUCUGGAACUUCGAUGGCUUGCCCCCAUGUAACAGGAAUUGCAGCUCUGAUAAAAUCUAUUCAUCCCUCAUGGUCUCCAUCUGCAAUCAAAUCUGCCAUCAUGACAACUGCUACCAUCAAGGAUAAGAACCACAAGGUCAUCACAGUUGAUCCUGAAGGAAGAAGGGGCAAUUCGUUUGACUACGGAUCAGGUUUUGCUGAACCAAGAAGAGCUACCGACCCGGGCCUCAUCUAUGAUGCACAACCAGAGGACUACAGAGCAUUUCUCUGUUCACUUGGUUAUGAUGAGAAGUUACUGCAUCUGAUUACAGGAGACAAUGAGACUUGUACUCAAUCUCUCAGAACAGCCUCUGACCUGAAUUAUCCAUCUAUCGCGGUGCCAGACCUUAAAGACAGCUUCUCAGUGAAUCGAACUGUGACAAAUGUUGGGAGACCGGGGAGUAUUUAUAAAGCUGUAGUAUCUUCUCCUCAUGGAAUUAAUGCAACUGUUUCACCAAAUAGAUUAGUUUUCAACAGCUAUGGCCAGAAGAUCAUGUUCACUGUGCAUUUCAAGAUGAUUGCUCCAACCAAAGGAUACACAUUUGGCUUUUUGUCCUGGAAGAGCAGAAAAAUACAGGUUACCACUCCUUUGGUCGUCCGGGUUGUGGCUUCCAACAUGGGUUUGAUGAGAUAACAAGAUUUUUAUUGAUUGCAGCUUCGGAUAGUCUGAGAUACUCAUAUCAGUACAUAAUCAAAUGAAUGAAUUGCCAACGUAAACAGGUCCUGGAGUCAGAGAAACCUAUAGCUAUUCAAUACUUGAAUGUUUUAAGCUGUAAGCAGUAAGAUUUUUUUAAGGCCAUUUCCGAACAAGAGACAAAGUUAUCAAA